AAGAAGAAGAAGAAGAAGAAGAAGAAGAAGAAGAAGAAGAAGAAGAAGAAGAAGAAGAAGAAGAAGCCGCGUAAUGUGAAGUUUGGAAGCUCAGCGGCUUGUGAAGCAGAGCUCACCGCCUCGCCAUGCUGAUUAACCCGGAGGAAGAGGCCCUGAUUGGUCGAGUGUUUGAGACCUAUUUGGCGGAGCAUCAUCAGGAUGAGCUUCUGCAGCUCCUCACCGACAUAAAUGAAGACUCUCAUCGCUCCGUUGUGGUCAACGCCAUGACGCUGUUUGAAGCCAAUAUGGAGGUUGGGGACUAUUUCAAUGCAUACCCAGAAGAUGUGCUGGCGGUGUUUGAUGAGGUGUUACAGAAGAAAGCUUUGGAGCUAGCAGAUGAUGCUUCCCUCAAAGACAGAAGACCAGGAUCCAGACAGAGGCAGAUCUAUCACACCCGCAUCACAGGUCUCCCGGUGUGUCCAGAACUAACCAGACAUACCAUCCCCAGGUCCAGAGAUGUGGGUCAUUUUCUGUCUGUGACUGGUACCGUCAUACGCACCAGUGUGGCUAAGGUUCUGGAGUUUGAACGGGACUACAUCUGCUCAAAGUGCAGACAUGUUUUCAAGGCGCAGGCAGAUUUUGAACAGUUCUAUACCUUUGUCCAGCCGGUCGGCUGCCCCAAUCCUGCUGGCUGCAAUUCCUCUAAGUUCAGCUGUCUGUCUGAAGCAUCUGAGCCUGCCGCCUGCAGAGACUAUCAAGAAAUCAAGAUCCAGGAGCAAGUGCAGCGGCUGGCGGUGGGCAGUGUUCCUCGCUCCUUAGUGGUGGUUCUGGAAGACGACCUAGUUGACAGCUGUAAAUCUGGUGAUGACAUAACAGUGUAUGGUGUGAUGUGUCUCCGCUGGAAGCCCCUUCAUGAUGGCUCCCCCUGUGAUGUGGAGCUGGUCCUGAGAGCUAACAACAUUGAAGCUAACAACCAGCAGGCUGCUGCUGCUCUGCUGGUUAGAGAUGUUCAGAAGGAGUUUGAAGACUUCUGGGACGGCUACAAGCACAACCCACUGGCUGGGAGGAAUGAGAUCCUGUUGAGUCUGUGUCCACAGGUGUUUGGCAUGUAUGUGAUCAAGCUGGCUGUGGCCAUGGUGCUGGCUGGAGGGGUGCCCAGAAUCGACUCCUCUGGGACCAAAGUUAGAGGAGAGUGCCACAUGUUGCUGGUUGGGGAUCCUGGGACUGGGAAGUCUCAGUUCCUGAAAUAUGCAGCCAAGGUUAUACCCCGGUCAGUUCUGACAGCUGGAAUUGGAUCUACCAGUGCUGGCCUGACGGUGGCUGCAGUGAAGGAUGGAGGCGACUGGCACCUGGAAGCUGGAGCCUUGGUCCUGUCUGACGGAGGUUUGUGCUGCAUCGAUGAGUUCAACAGCAUCAAGGAGCAGGACCGCAUCAGCAUUCAUGAAGCCAUGGAGCAGCAGUCCAUCAGCGUGGCCAAAGCCGGAAUGGUCUGUAAGCUGAACACUCGGACCACCAUCCUGGCAGCUACAAAUCCUAAAGGCCAGUAUGACUCCAGUGAGCCCCUGUCUGUGAACGUGGCGUUGGCCAGUCCUUUGCUCAGUCGUUUUGACCUGGUUCUGGUCCUGCUGGACACCAGGAACCCGGAAUGGGACCGAAUCAUCUCCUCUUUUAUUCUGGAGGACCAAGAAGCUCCUGCUGAUCCCAGCGGUCUCUGGUCCCUGGAGAAAAUGAAAGCCUACUUCAGUCUGAUCAAGCAGCUGCAGCCUCGCGUGUCUGAGGAGGCCAACUGCAUCCUGUCCCGGUAUUACCAGCUACAGCGCCAGCGGGACGGACACAACGCCGCCCGCACAACCAUCCGCAUGUUGGAGAGUCUGAGCCGACUUGCUGAAGCACACGCCCGGCUGAUGUACAGAGAGACGGUCACCAUCCAAGAUGCUCUCACUGCCGUGUCGGUCAUGGAGUGCUCCAUGCAGGGCGGAGCUCUCCUGGGAAACGUCAACGCAUUGCUAACAACGUUUCCCAGCGACCCUGUCCAGCAGUAUCAGACCCAGUGUGAGAUGCUGCUGAAAGGACUGAACCUGCCGCUGCUGCUUCUGAAGGAGAUGGAGCACCUGCUCAGGCUAAGAAGCAACAACCCAGAGACGGCGAACUGUGAUCCAUCACUCACUUCAAACCAACAUGCCCUCCAAUGCUGUGAGGAACCAGUGGAUGGUCUGGACCAUCUGCAGGCCAGCAGCCCCUCACCGUCCCCACAUGAUGUAACACCGCCCAUGUUUACAUCAACUCAACAAACCGCGGAUGAUGCAGCUAAGAGGGGCUGUUCAAAACCAUCUGCAGGAGUCCUGGAGCAAAAUGAACAGGGACAGAUGCCUAGGACAGAGGAGGAGGUGGAGAAGGAGACUCCAGGGAUGAGGCAACAGAAGGAUACUGAGGCUGGAACACCAUCAGACCUACGGGCUAAGCUGUCAGCCUUCUGUUUCAAACCCAGGGAGAAGAAGCCAUCAGAGCACAGCAUCAGUAGGGUGGAGAAGACAGGCGGCCAUGAUGAGCGAGGCAGCCAGCUUCCACCGGCUAAGAGGAGGAGGGACGGGCAGGAACCAGGCCAGAACCUCCAGUCACAACAACCUCCUCAGGAAACAGCAAACGGCAAACUGCAGCAGCCCCACCAACCUACCGCUGAUGCCCAGCAACACCGGAGACCAGCAGACCAUGGUGGGGGGGGUCUGAGGAAGAGGAUGUGCUUCCAUCUGAGUCCUGGAUCCAAGCAGGCUGGCUCAGGGUUCUCCUUAUUCACUCCAGCCGACUUCCCCAAUGAUGUGCUGGACACCGACUGGGAUCAGGAGGUUUCAAAGACCCCCAGAGCCUAAGACCAUGGAUCGCCCACCACAGAAGGAACUUCUGCUUCUAAAGACUCGCCAAGAUCAACAAACGGUUCAUCUUUCUAUUUGCUUAUGGCAUAGAGUCUGUCCCAUCGGCUCCGUGCCAGGACAGACAGACCUCUGAUCAGCUAGCAAAGCCUGUGACUGACUGAUCCAAACAUGAUCCAUCCAUAAUAGAGGUCCAACCUCUGACCUGAAGGGGCAUCUGGACAUUUGGUCACCAUAUUUAUGAAGGUGACCAUAAAAAACUAGUUUGUUUCUCUUGAAGCCUUUAAGGCCAACAGACAAAUACGGUCUUAAGGGAACCAUGUAGAACCAGAGAGAGAGACUGCACCUAUUCCUGUUCUAGACGUCACUGCUGGUCUGCUGCAAUUAAUGGGAGGAUUAUUCCCACAAUACAGACCAUUUCCGGACUUAAGUCCAAAUAACCAGAGAGGAACUCAUAAAGGUUAAUAUCCAUGAUGUUUAUUGGUGAGAUUAAUCCAUGUUUUCCCAGUGAUCAGAUUCAUGUCCCUGAGCUCCCAGUUCACACCCAGAGCAAAGGGAGGGCAGAUGCCCUGGUUCUGACCCAGUCUGAGUCCUCCACAUCUCAUGGAGCAGCAUGGAAGAUGCUUUGAGUUUUCAGAGUAUAUUUAAUGAGUGGGUGGAAGAGAAGCCCUGCUGCUGCCCCCCCCUGUCCUUCAGCUUGGACACCAUCAGGUACAACAACUCCACGAUGUUUAGAAGGACAGAGAAAACGGCCAAUGCCAGCAUGAAGACUACAAAAACAGUUUUCUCUGUGUGUCGGCUGAUGAAGCAUUGUACAGGGGUUGGGCAGGGGUAGUCCUCACAUAAGAUCUUUGCAGGGAUGAACAGGAAGCCGUAGAGGAAGUACUGGCCCACAAUGAAUGACACUUCAAGCAGCAUCUUGAACACCAGCUGCAUGAUGUAGCUGGCCAAUAAGACUCCCCUCAGUUGGACUUUGCCUCGUCCAUCUAAAGCACUUCUCUUCAUCGUGUUUCUAUGCUUUGGACGUCUCCUGGCUUUGUUUUCUUUUCGAAUGACCAGCAGGACGUGGCCCAGGUACACCAGGGUCGGGGUGGAGACGGUGAGGAUCUGCAGCACCCAGAAGCGGGUGUGGGAAAGAGGAAAGGAUCGGUUGUAGCAGGAGUUCCUGCAUCCGGUGCUUCUGGUGUUGCAGUCCAUGUUUGCUUGUUCAUCUCCCCAGAUUCUGUCCACUCCAGCAGCCAGGAUGAAGAUCCGGAAGAGGAACAGUACACUCAUCCACACCUUUCCGAACACCGUGGAGUGGGACUGUACCUUGUCCAGCAUGUCUGAGAGGAAGGACCACUCCCCCAUUAUGACCACCUUCACAAAGAGACGGGAGAUUUGCAUUAGACAGACUUUCAGAUCAAUCCACAGAAUGCAGAACAGAAACCAAAUGUCUGAUGACCAGGAGUUUUUAAUCACAACCCAAGGAUUAGAGGAGCUGCACUACUCCCUAUCUAGAGUAAGACUGUUCUGUUUGGUUCCCGAUCAAAUCUGAUCAGUUUCUCCAAAGUAACGUAGAGAGAAGGAUAUAAUGCAUGGAACAUGUAAGCUAACAAUCAGAGCUAGUUCAGGAGACGGGUUGGAAGAGCUAGACCUUAAAGGCUUUGUGGAAGAUGGACGGAGCGCUGCUGCUCCUUCCACCAAUGAGAAGCUACACAUGAAUAGAUCUCUAUCAUCUAGACACAGCUAACCAGCAGAGGAAGCAAGUCAAGGAUCAGCUACAGUGGUCCGUGUUUUCUUAAUGUAUGCAGGUGCUUCCUUUUAAACGAGGGAUCAGAAAACCACCGAGUCACCAUGAAGUUUAAAUCAGGCUAGACUCUACAAAGAGCCACAACAUGGCAGUGAAGCUAAUAUUUCAAUGAUAUGCUUCUGAGCCACAUUCAAUAAAUAAGUGAAAUCAUA
This is a messenger RNA of Cyprinodon tularosa, 4790 nucleotides long. RefSeq names its product minichromosome maintenance 9 homologous recombination repair factor (gene mcm9). The record is from RefSeq and is a predicted model, not a curated record. The coding region runs from base 126 to 2846 and encodes 906 amino acids. Gene Ontology annotation, cellular component: MCM complex; nucleus. Gene Ontology annotation, biological process: double-strand break repair via homologous recombination. The transcript is spliced from 15 exons. Gene Ontology annotation, molecular function: single-stranded DNA binding; ATP binding; ATP hydrolysis activity. Lineage: Eukaryota; Metazoa; Chordata; Actinopteri; Cyprinodontiformes; Cyprinodontidae.